GCACUUCCGGCGUAGAAGAAGACGCUGGUGCGCAUCAUUUAGCAGACACUGCACUGGGAAUGAAUAAUGUGCUGCCAGAAGAGAUCAUUAAUCACUCAGUGUGAAUAGGAGCAGAAAGACUUUCGAGAGGAGUUCACUCUAAAGAACAGUCAGAUAAGCUUUGAAUGUCCAGCCAACAUAUUCCGAGUCUGUCAACAUCUAAAGAGCAAGCAUGAGUCGUCUGGACCAGGACCAGCGUCUCCAUCCUGGUUGCCGUAACAAAACAACAGUCUCCAGUGAUUCAUCGGAUGCUCGUGAGCUCGCCAAGCAGCCUCUCCAAGGUCUAAAAUUGGCGUCACAUGCGGUGCUGGAGGAAGCGCAGCACAGGGGCAGGUUGAAGUGCUCUAAAUGUGGAGGAUCAAGGAUGUUCUUCUGCUACACAUGCUGCACAUUAGUGGGUGUCAGCCCACAAGAAAUCCCCUCAUUAAAGCUUCCCGUGAAGAUAGACAUCAUCAAACAUCCCAACGAGACAGAUGGCAAGAGCACCGCCAUCCACGCCAAGAUUCUAGCACCCGGUGACGUCACCAUUUAUACGUACCCCUGUAUCCCCGAGUAUGAAAAGGACAAGGUAGUGCUGGUGUUCCCGGGUCCAGGAGCCGUUUCGGUUCAACACAUGAUGCAGCGUUUACGUGACGGGAGCAACGACUCCUCCGAUGAACCCUGCGUAAAGAGGCGGAAAAGCGAGGAGGUUCAAGGUCCCGCGAAGAACUCGGAGUCGGGAAGCCCAGAUGAAGCAAAGAGCUCGGAGUCAAGGGUGCAUCCCCUACAGAAGGUGGUCUUCAUUGACAGCACAUGGAACCAGACCAACAAGAUCAGCACAGACGAGAGGCUGCAGGAUUUGCUCCAGGUAGAGCUGAAGAUGAGAAAAACAUGUUUCUGGCGCCGUCAGAAGGGCAAACCGGACACCUACCUAGCUACCAUCGAGGCCAUUUAUUAUUUCCUCAAGGACUUCCACGAGAGUUGCCUCGCUCAGGAGUACAGUGGAGAAUACGACAACCUGCUCUUCUUCUACUCCUACCUGCACUCGGUUAUCAACAAAGCUAAGACUUCUGCUGGAAAAUGCUGAAAUCAGAGACUGAAGGAUGAGAUUCAUUUGUAAUCCCACGUAUGAUGUCCUUUUUUUUUUUUUUUUUUAUUUUGUGGCUGAGUUUUUAUUUCUUUUAAGAUGCUGUGAUAUCAGUUGUAUAAGAAUAUGCAAUAAAACAAGAAAAAGUCUAAAAAUGUUGCAUGAAUGAAUGAAAAUCUGCAGUUGCAACAAAGACUGGAUCAUGGCAUAAAAAUGGAAUAAAGCUGUCUGAGAAACA
Molecule: messenger RNA, 1343 nt
Organism: Acanthochromis polyacanthus (spiny chromis)
Lineage: Eukaryota; Metazoa; Chordata; Actinopteri; Pomacentridae
Gene: dtwd1
Product: DTW domain containing 1
Exons: 6
Coding region: 212-1105 (297 amino acids)
Biological process (GO): tRNA modification
Cellular component (GO): nucleus
Molecular function (GO): tRNA-uridine aminocarboxypropyltransferase activity
Source: RefSeq, a predicted model, not a curated record